Perkinsus marinus ATCC 50983 is the source of this 1554-nucleotide messenger RNA. RefSeq names its product ATP-dependent RNA helicase dbp-4, putative. The transcript is spliced from 13 exons. Gene Ontology annotation, molecular function: ATP binding; nucleic acid binding; RNA helicase activity. The record is from RefSeq and is a predicted model, not a curated record. Gene Ontology annotation, cellular component: nucleus. The coding region runs from base 40 to 1554 and encodes 504 amino acids. Gene Ontology annotation, biological process: rRNA processing. NCBI's taxonomy places the organism in Eukaryota, Perkinsozoa, Perkinsida, Perkinsidae.
GAUACGCCCGAGGACGGCCCUCAGAGGGACAGCCGUAGAAUGGGAUUACGACAUCGUGAGGAUGCAGAGAUAGCUGAUCUCGAAAACCGUCUGAUCAUCGAGUGUCCUCGAAAAGGAGAAAGCGUGGACCAGUUCGAGCGCAGGAGGGGCCUUGGAGAUGCAGGAGACGAGCACCACGAGCGUUCGACGACGGGCCCCGUCCUCACCGGUCAUUCAUUUGGCGAGCUGCCGCUCUCGCGCAAGACGCAGCUUGGUCUCAAGGACCAUGGUUUCAGUAAACUCACCCCUAUUCAGAGAAGUGCCAUACCCUAUGCUCUAGCAGGACGAGAUGUCCUUGGCGAGGCUAGGACGGGUAGCGGCAAAUCACUUGCGUUCAUCAUACCGGUGAUUGAGAAGCUGUAUCGCAUGAAGUGGAGCGCUGACGAUGGUGUUGGUGCGGUACUGAUAUCUCCCACGAGAGAGCUUUCGGCGCAGAUAUUCACAGUCCUGCAGCAAGUAGGCAGCCAUCACGACUUCUCCGCGGGCUGUGUGGUUGGUGGGCGGAAGUUCCAAGAGGAGCAGAAGGUCUUCCCAUCCCUAUCCAUUGUGGUCUGUACCCCUGGCCGGCUACUACAGCACAUUGAGGAAACUGCUGGCAGUGACCUCUCUAAUGUACAAGUAUUGGUAUUGGACGAAGCAGAUAGGAUACUGGAUUUGGGUUUCAAGAAGACGAUAGAGCUCAUCUUGGAUGCAUUGCCUCCCAGUCGGCAGACACUCCUCUUCUCGGCGACUAUGCGCACAAGUGUGCAACAGCUCGCUACCUUAGCAUUGGAUAAUCCUGAGCUUCUAUCCGUAUCGCAAAAUUUGAGCUCGGCUACCCCGACUGGGCUGCGACAGCUGUGCAUGACAGUGAGGCUGGAAGAGAAGGUCAACUCCCUCUUCAGCUUCCUCAAGACCCAUGCUCAGACCAAGAUCAUAGUCUUUGUCAGUGCCACCAAACAGGUCCGCUUCCUCUAUGAGACCUUCCGGCGCCUCAGACCGGGCUUGGCUGUGCUAGAGCUCCACGGUGGUAUGUCUCUUGAUAAGAGAAUGAAGGUUUUCGACCAAUUCGCCUCGAAGGACAAAGGAUUGUGCCUCAUUUGCACUGACGUGGCCGCGAGGGGUGUAGACUUCCCCCAGGUCGAUUGGGUCAUACAGAUGGACGCUCCUGAUACCGCAGACACCUACAUUCACCGGGUUGGGAGGACAGCACGCUUCGACAGGAACGGCAAUGCUCUAAUGUUCGCAACUGAGGUCGAAGAAGCAUCCCUUCUACCCGAGCUCGCCCAGAAGAAGGUGGAUGUGCGUGUGACCUCCAUCAACAGGAGAAGGAUGUUCAAUAUCACUGGUAAAUUACAGAGUCUCCUGGCGUCAGAGCCUGACGUGAAGCACCUUGCUGUUAAAGCCACUCAAGUGUAUGCGAGGGCGGUAGCUCUGACUGGGAGGACUAGGCUUACAGAAGAUGAGGUGGCAGCCUAUGCUCACAGCCUGGGUGGGUAUAGUGAUGAUAGUCGGUGUGUGAGGGGACUUUGCUAG